Oldenlandia corymbosa var. corymbosa is the source of this 363-nucleotide messenger RNA. NCBI's taxonomy places the organism in Eukaryota, Viridiplantae, Streptophyta, Magnoliopsida, Gentianales, Rubiaceae. The record is from the annotation of a GenBank genome assembly.
AUGAGGGGUCAAUUCCUUCUCUUUAUCUCAAUUCUGCACAUACUCAAUUUGGCUGCCACCGCAAACAGCAGGCCUCUUGUGCCAAAUGGGACAGAGCUGCCUAAUUCAUCUAGGUCUUCAGGGACAAACCUAACCUUCAAUAAGGAGAAUGGAGGCAAGGAAAACUUGGAGGAAGCAGAAGAAAACAGAGAAGUGAACAGAAUAGGAUCAAGUCCACCAAGCUGUGAGCACAAGUGCUAUGGAUGCAUGCCAUGUCAAGCCAUUCAAGUGCCUACCACCACUGGCCAUGUGGGAGUUCAAUAUGCAAAUUAUGAACCUGAAGGGUGGAAAUGCAAAUGUGGUCCUACAUUAUACACUCCAUGA